Messenger RNA from Lodderomyces parapsilosis, 1554 nucleotides. RefSeq lists its product as uncharacterized. NCBI's taxonomy places the organism in Eukaryota, Fungi, Ascomycota, Pichiomycetes, Serinales, Debaryomycetaceae. The transcript has a single exon. Bases 1 to 1554 code for a protein of 517 amino acids. The record is from RefSeq and is a predicted model, not a curated record.
AUGGUUGACCACGUGUACACAGCGAGCACGGGUAUCAUGAGCCUACUAUUUACCAGUACGCAAAAUGGUGCAGAAGUUGGUACUGGUAUUGACCCCUUGUUGAGAGAAGCAAGGAAUUUAAUUGGUCCUAACAUUCCACAAAUCUUGGUUGAUUACAAUGUUGGUACUCAGAUCAAUUUGUUUGGUAGCUAUCCCACAAGCAAUGAUUUCGGUCCCAGCUUAGCAUUUGCCAUUCUAUUUGGUAUCGUGUUUGUUUUCCAUCUUUUGAUUUUCAUCAUCAACACUUCCAGAGGACAUUAUUUCUAUUUAUCUAUUGUUUGGAUGUUUUAUUCAAUCUGCAAAGUUAUUGGGUUUGGACUUAGAGUUCAAUGGUCAUACGAUGUUACCCAAAUCGCAGUCGGAUUGACUAGUGAGGUAUUUUUACUUGUACCUUCGAUUGUUAUCGUGUCAGCCAAUUUGAUAUUAGCGCAAAGAUUGUUUACAUGGAGACAUCCUGUUGGUGGUUCUAGAUUGUUGUUUUGGGGAUUCAUGAUGAUUACAUACUUCUUUGUUGUGAUUCUUAUCGCUGUGACUAUUUUGGCUUCAUUUGUUCCUUAUUUGAACUUUUUAAGUCAUAGGUCUUAUAGAAGUUGGAUCCACACAGUACAGUUUACAGCAAUCAUGGUUAUCUUGUACUCAUUGACAUCGGUUGCAUUGAUUGGAUUGAGUUUCUGGUUACCAACGAAAAAGGAUGAGUUGAGAUAUACUUACCAACCAUGGUGGAUUGAAAGUUUUGCACCAUUUUAUUUUGUGGAGAAACAUGCCGCUCAAAAAGCUGAACAUACAUUUAUGAAGAGAAAUUCCAACCAUAGACAUGCCACAAGGGUUAUUGCUGCAACUCACCAUCAUUUCCAUAGCGUCAAGGGAUUGACAAACAAAAGAGGUACCCUUAAGCAUAACAUAUCUAUGGGAAUCCUCAUUGUGACAACUGUGCUUAUUUUCAUUGCCGCAAUUUGCCGAUGCGUCGUGGUCUUUCAAGCUAGACAACAUCGUUUUGCUGGUCCAGCAGAGAACAAGUAUUUGAUGUAUGUGGUAUGGGGUGUCUUUGAACUUAUUGUUAUGAUAUUAUACAUUGUUGGCAGGAUUGAUCUUCGUUUCUACCGUCCAGAUAGAUUACCAUUGGAGGUCAGACGUAUCAUUACCGCUGAACAAACUUACUACCCAAGUUCAGACGAAGAUGACGACGGGUUCCACAGAGAUAGGCCAGAGACGUACGAAAAGAUGCGUCGUGAUAAUAUCGCUCAUGGCUACAAAAACUCGGAAUCAAGAAUGGAACCAGCUCAUUUCUAUCCCGAACGUGAUGAUGGACACUACGAUGAAGAAUCUGCAUUUGAUGAGGAAGGUGGAGACUCAUUCGACGAUGAUGUGGAUUCUGAUGAGUGGGAUUUCACCGUGCCAAAAACCAAGACUGCAAGCUCCAGUUCAGAGGAUCAAAACGAAAAAUACCCACCUUACCCUGUUAACGAAAAGGCAGCAAGACAAAGUUCUGAUAAUGAAUCGGAAUUCCACUUUUAA